AUGGCUAUCAGUGUAUCUGAAUCCACAUCUUCGGCACAAACGCCCGCUCCCGCGCCGGCACAGACCGCGAGACAAGCUUCUCCCGCUCAAGCAGCUGGAUCAAACUCCUCUGGUUCCUCGCAAACUGCUUCAGCACCUUCUUCGAGAUCACGGCAGCGGCGGCGUCGUCCCAAUAGAAAUGGUGGACAGCAGAACCGGCGCAACCAGAACCAUAACAGUCAGAACAACAACCAGGAAACGGGUUCCGAGACGCCCGCGACAUCGGACCAGCCUUCGGACCAGACUCAGACGCAGGGACUGAGUCAGGGACAAAACCAGAACCGCUCCCAGAGAGUGACUCAGGCGGACCCCAGUCGUCGAGUUGCUCGGCCCAAACCAAACCAGGAGAACCAGCGCAUGAACGAGAUCAAUCAGGUUAAGAGACGGUGGAAGUCUGUCACGGAACAGGUCCCCGAGGACGCUGCCCGAGAUGCCGGGGCUACUACUCUCACAUUCGACAUGGCUCCCUCAGAUCCCGAUUUUCCGUUCGAAAUUUCGUUUCUCAAGGUCAAGAUGGUUGUGCCCAAGAACUAUCCCAAGGAUGUGCCUUCUAUCGAGGUACAGAACAAGGAUAUCCCCAAGGGCUUUGCCCUGAACGUGGAUGCUGGUUUCUACUCGAUCGCUAAGGAGAAUCUUGGCCGAACUUCCCUCCUGCGAAUCAUGUACCAGCUGGACAAUAGAUUGGAGGAGUUCCUCAAGAUGGACAAGGCCAAGACUAUCAAGAUUGUCAAGUACGCCCAAAAGAAGCCUAGUCCCGAGCCCGCCGCUCCAAAACUCAAGGCUUUCAACCCAUCUGCCAGCGCCUUUGUGCCCGCUGCAAAGUCUGCUGCUCCUGCUGCUCCUGCUGCUCAGAUCUUUGUGCCUCCCAAGGUGGCUGCCGAGCAAAAGAAACAGGUGGAGCUUUUGCGGGCACGCAUCAGGGACCUUCCUCUGCACAAGGAAUCUGCCAGUGGCUACUACUACUCUCUGAACCGUCUGGAGAUUUACCAGUCUUUCUCUACUCCUGAGAUCUUCCAGAACAAGCCUGUUCUUAAGGCCCGGCUUUUUGUUCCCAAACGGUUCCCUGAGAACCGAGACGUUCGAAUCGAGCUUCUCGAAGUCCCUCAGAAGAUCGGACGUGUGGUGGAACAAAAUUUUGCGCGGUUUGCAAAGUACACCACUGAAAAGUGGACUCUCACAGCUCUCGUCAAUUAUUUUGUGACCAAGUUCACCAAACUUUGCGACGACAUCGACGACGUCAAGGAGACCCAUGUAGUUAGGGACAAGGGAAAGGAGAAGGAGUUGGUUGAGCCAGAGACUGACGGUGCUAGCAUGGCUACGGAAGGAGGUGAGGUUUCCGAGGUGACUGAGGGCGUGGAAAAGGUGUCUUUGGACGAGAACAAGGACGAGAACAAGAAGAAGGAGGAAGAGACCGAUACCGAAGGCGUUGCUGAGGACACUACUGAAGAAGACACAAAGGUAACCUCUUACACGGAUGAUGUGCCUACUCUGGAGCCUCGAGGAACCGAGAUCAAGCUGUCUGGUAUCGAGCUGGUCAACAUUGGUGUUCUUGAGUGUUCCACUCUCAACCUGACCGUGAAUUGCACUCGGUGCAAGACCGCCAAUGAUAUUCAGGGUAUUGUUGCUGGUCCCUAUGGCCGCGACGGCAAGGCUGUUGGUGUGUCUUGUUCUCAGUGCAACCAGACUUUAGUCGUUGCUUUCCGAAAGAACCUGAUCCACAGCUUCAACCACUGUGCCGGCUAUCUUGAUCUUGAGGGCUGUGUUCCCUUUGACAUGAUGCCUUCUCUAUUUAUUCCUACUUGCAUGAACUGUUCUGAGUCGUUCCCGCAACCGCUCAAGGGUCUCCAGAGCGGCUUUUCGGCCACUGUCAACUGUCGGGUGUGCCAUAUUCGCAUGACGGUUCGAAUCCCCCAGUGCACAUUUGAGGUGAUUGACGAUUAUGCAAUCCCUGCCGACCGUCUGAAGAAGGUGCAUGUUCGCAAGCGUGCCAAGGAGAAUCUGGGGAUUAAGAUUGGCGAGCCUCUUCCUAACGAGGGCACCUGUCGCCACUACAAAAAGUCGCACCGAUGGCUCCGGUUUUCGUGCUGUGGCAAGGUAUUCCCCUGUGACAAGUGCCACGAUGACAUAAGCAUGCAUGUUGCCGAACAUGCCAACCGAAUGCUUUGUGGAGCCUGCAGUCGAGAGCAGACCAUUACCAAGGAGUGUGAUUCGUGUGGAUACUCCUAUGUUCCUCGUCACAGUGCCCAUUGGGAAGGUGGUAAGGGCAUGCGGGACCAGACCCGAAUGUCCAAGAAGGACAGUCGAAAGUACAAGCGACUGUAG
Yarrowia lipolytica CLIB122 is the source of this 2361-nucleotide messenger RNA. RefSeq lists its product as uncharacterized. The record is from RefSeq and is a predicted model, not a curated record. Gene Ontology annotation, molecular function: zinc ion binding; protein binding. NCBI's taxonomy places the organism in Eukaryota, Fungi, Ascomycota, Dipodascomycetes, Dipodascales.